ACAAGGAUGGUUAAUUUUGACUGUGCUAAAUUGUACCAUAAAAUAUCGGCCCUAGUUGGCAGCUAUUUGGACUUUUAUUUCUCCCGACCUCCCGUUUUUGAACUGUAGUCACUAAAUGAAGGGGUUGUGGCCUGAGGAGGCCCAUGCAUUCCUCCAAUUGGAUGGGGAGCGAGACCAGUGCCACUGGCGAUCUCGAGACUAGGAGGGAAUGUUGACCAAGGAGCACCGUUGCGGCCGAUCGGUUGGAGCAGGAACCCGAGCCCAAGCUGAGUCCGAAAAAAGCCGGAUCCGGACGGUGGCUCCGAAACGGCUGUAAGUGGAAGAUGGAGGAGUCGGAGGAACCGGCGGACGGUGGGCAGUCGCUGCCCCCAGUUUAUAUUUACAGUCCCGAGUAUGUUAGCAUGUGCGACUCCCUGGCCAAAGUCCCCAAACGGGCCAGUAUGGUACAUUCCUUGAUUGAAGCAUAUGCACUGCAUAAGCAAAUGAGGAUAGUUAAGCCCAAAGUGGCCUCCAUGGAGGAGAUGGCCACCUUCCAUACUGAUGCCUAUCUGCAGCAUCUCCAGAAGGUCAGCCAAGAUGGAGAUGAUGAUCAUCCAGACUCCAUAGAAUAUGGACUAGGUUAUGACUGCCCAGCCACUGAAGGAAUAUUCGACUAUGCAGCAGCUGUAGGAGGGGCUACAAUCACAGCUGCCCAGUGCCUAAUUGAUGGAAUGUGCAAAGUAGCAAUCAACUGGUCUGGAGGGUGGCAUCAUGCAAAGAAAGAUGAAGCAUCUGGUUUUUGUUAUCUCAAUGAUGCUGUCCUGGGAAUAUUACGAUUGCGACGGAAAUUUGACCGUAUUCUCUAUGUGGAUUUGGAUCUGCACCAUGGAGAUGGUGUAGAAGAUGCCUUCAGUUUCACCUCCAAAGUCAUGACGGUGUCCCUGCACAAAUUCUCCCCAGGAUUUUUCCCAGGAACAGGUGACGUGUCUGAUGUUGGCCUAGGGAAGGGACGGUACUACAGUGUAAAUGUGCCCAUUCAGGAUGGCAUACAGGAUGAGAAGUAUUACCACAUCUGUGAAAGGCUCUGUCCUGUCCUUGAGAUGUGCAGAUCAGAGUUGCUGACGUAACUUUGCCAAUGAUGUCCUGUGGUUCUGUGUAAAAGAAGAAUUAUUUUGUUUUUCUUUGAAUUCUCUUAUUGACAGUAUCCAACAUUUUGUUGCCCUUUUUUUUGCCAUAGCAGGAAACUAGAUUGUUCUCUUCAGUACUCUGUCCACAGGGUUUCCUAGUGCUUUUUCCUGGGCCUUAAUUGAAAGGUCAGCACCCAUCAUCCUGCAAGUGUAGCUUGUAAUCUCUGGCCCUCCCUAAAUGGAUUACCUUACAUGUGCCCCUAUUGAAGCUCAUCUGUCAGUCAUGAAACCUCCUGAAGUCUUCCUUUCUUCCCCAUCAACUUGUCAUUUCACUGCCUGGAAAAGCUGAGUAUCAUCUGCAGACUUGAGGAUUUCCCAGCGCCCACCCCCAAACAAGUCUUCAGUCAAAAAAAUGUCUGUUUCUCCCCUAUUUCUGUCUAAACCAGUUCUUCCUACAUGAUUUUUAAAAAUUGUUAUCCCACAGUAAUUCAUGUUUAAAAAUAGCCUUGGUAUCAAACUUAAUUAAAUGUUUUAAAAGUGGAUUUAGCCUGGAGGAAAAGAUCCAUGGAGGAUCACACAUGAUUACCAUAUUGCCACCUCUACCCCAGAGUAUACAGGAAGCCAGCAUUUAUUAAAGAUUCUUCUAGCUUGUGUACCAGAGUACAAGACACUCAUUAGUUUAUAGCUCCCAGGGCCCCUUUUGCCGUUGCAGCUCCACCAGCAAACUGUACAGAGAUCACCUAGAAUCAAAACCCAGGCUCCAGGUUUUGAUUAGAGAGACAGUCAUUUUUCCCUUUGAUUUCUUUCAGAAGUCAAGUGUGGUCGGGGCAUUAUGUGAAGGCACCUCUGAUCCCAAGGGUGCCAAGAACGCUUCCUGACCCAAACAUCUGUCCCAACUGUUGGACUAAUAGCUGAUGAAAUUCCUUUAACAGGAAACAUACUUUUGUUCUACAAUGAGAAAUAGGCCUUAAAUGGAAUUCUGGCCCAAUCUCUCCUCCUCACCCACACUCUGCCAUUUCAUAAUAGCAGAUUUUGAAAGGGUUAGAGCAUGAGCACCCUGAGCAUUCAGAGGAGAAGUAGCGGGAAGGGGGCACAAUCAAUCUUUGCCAACUAGUUUUGCAGAGGGUCAGCUCUAGUAACAGUAUCACUUAGUCUCAGUCAUUAUGCUUUUGAUUACUUCUAGUUUGUUGCUUAGAAUCAGAGCAUCUUGUUCAUUUACCACUAUGACAUCUGGUUCAUCUGCCUACCUCAAAAGACAGAGUAGACAGGAAUAGCUUACCCAUGUAAAAAAGUCAUUCAGUUCAUCUUCAGUCUCUUUCAUCCUUUUUGUUCCAUGAGCCGACUGGUUUUCUGACUCCUUACCUGUGAGAAAUAAAGGACCUCUUAUUGCUGGUUCACUUAUAAGACGCUCUAAUUUUAGUUUGCCACUGGUUUGCUUCUGAACUAUCUAUCUUUCCAUAUUGAAUUUAGGAGCCCUUUUUCCUUCCUUUCCUUCCUUCUUUUCCUUAUGGCUUUUUCCUCUGCUGUAGCCUUUUUUUGACUUUAACAGCUAGGCAGGAACUUAAUGGUUUCAUCUUAAGGUUAAACAUACCCUCUUUAUUUUUUUAAAAAAUUAUCUUAGGGAUUCUUUCUUGAUAGAUCAGAUAUGGAAUCUUUACAUGAAGAUUUUCAACACCAGAAGUUCCAUUUUAUGAAAAAGACAAUUUCACAGUGAGCGCUCCCUAGGUCAUUCAAUGCUAAUUUAGAAGGGCAAGGGUCACCACUCCCCAAAGCCUCCCAUAAUUCAUAUACAGGCAAAGUUUGAUGGGAUAGGAAAGCUGUUUUGCCAAAGAGACCAUUUCCUAAUUACCAAGCUCUGUCAUCUGAAAACUACCUUUCUGCCUUUAUUUAAUGUUUGCUCUCUAGUUGUAUUUGAAUGCAAUGUGAGAUAGUCUUAAUAAUGUUUAAACUAUUACCCAAAAGGCUGUGUUGAUGACUUUUGGGAACAUCUAUAGUUAAGGAAUUUUAAAAAAGGACAAAUAACCAAGUACUUCCUUGCAGCUGAUUCAAGAGAGGUACUGCUCUGAAACCUUAAAUCUUGCAGGAUGACCAAACUGUUUGCCCACUGUGAACUGUCAUGACAUACGCAUAAUCUGAAGAAGAAUUUUAGAGUUGUGUUCAAACUUCUUAGUUUUUACCCUACCUAUCAUUUUACAGCCCUAACAUCCAGAAAGCAUUCUUUACUAAACAUCCACUUACUAGGAUAUAUCUCAUAGAAAGGUUAUGUAUAUGGUGCCUUCCUAUAUAUAUAUAAUGUGUAUGAUACAAAGCAUACUGAAGUUGACACACUUUGGGGAGAAAAUCACCUUUUAUUAAGAAUAUUUGACUAUUCAACUUUGUAAAAUAAUUAAUUAGAGACACUGCAUAAAUAUUUCGCCAAAAGGAAAACACAUUGUUAUACAGACUUCUCAAUGACUAGGACUUAUGAAAGGCCCUAUUAAGCAGGGCUUUUCAAUCAAUAGCAGUCUUUAUAUCCACAUAUGCAAUACUUUGCUAGUAAGAGCGAUCAGCCUGAUCAAAGAAAUAACCUUAUUCUAGUGAACUAGGGUUCACAGUAGUAAUUAUUAAAAUAAAAAUCUUCCUGUAUUUGGCCUGUUUACCUUGAAUCCUAUGGUUUAUCUGCUGUAACCCAAAAUUAAAAGAAACCUUUUUUCCUCCAUCAAAGAGCACUGACCUAAAGAAACAUUCAGAGAUUCCAGAAGUUUAAAAAAGCAGCAGCAACAACAACAAAAUUUUUGCCCCUUCUUUUUUGAGAAAAAUAUUAUACUUUUCUAUUCGAAAUAAUUUUUUUAUUGCUCUUCAAACUGGUUUUUACAAACAUUAAUUCUACUAUGCUUGGGAUAACCAGGAUAGCCUACCUGGAAAGAACUUGAUCUCUAGGACCACAGCAACCUCAUUGAAGGAAUAGCUCACUUAAACUCAAGCUUUUAUUUCUGUGGGGAAUUCCUUCAUCCAUCUACACUGAGCUCCACUGCUAUUCAAUGAGGAAGAGAAAAAAAUCAUAUAGUGACUCUGCAGUUUAUAUUUAUUGUAUGAGAAUUUUCCUUAGACCCUGACAUGGCCUCUGAAAUAUAAGUCAGGAUUGUUUUAAUCACAAGAAUUCAUUCCUAUAGGUCUGGAGCCAUAAUUCACCUCUCUGAAGCCACUCUGACCUUCCUACAAAAGAACUGAUUGCCUUAAGUCACCUUAUAGAAUUUUUAAGACAUUAAUUAACAAGAAUGAAAAGGGAACUGCCAAUGCAAUAACUUAAGGGAUUUGCUUAUAUUUUAGUAUAAUGAUGAGCUUUCAUUGUGGCUCAGACAGUAAAGAGUCUGACUGUAAUGCAGGAGACCCAGGUUCGAUCCCUAGGUCGGGAAUAUCCCCUGGAGAAAGAAAUGGCAACCCACUCCAAUACU
Molecule: messenger RNA, 4540 nt
Organism: Cervus elaphus (red deer)
Lineage: Eukaryota; Metazoa; Chordata; Mammalia; Artiodactyla; Cervidae
Gene: HDAC8
Product: histone deacetylase 8
Exons: 8
Coding region: 324-1106 (260 amino acids)
Molecular function (GO): histone deacetylase activity
Source: RefSeq, a predicted model, not a curated record